Tribolium madens (black flour beetle) is the source of this 3959-nucleotide messenger RNA. RefSeq names its product protein boule-like. The record is from RefSeq and is a predicted model, not a curated record. The transcript is spliced from 5 exons. Lineage: Eukaryota; Metazoa; Arthropoda; Insecta; Coleoptera; Tenebrionidae. Bases 257 to 2164 code for a protein of 635 amino acids. Gene Ontology annotation, molecular function: RNA binding.
AUUUUGUGUCUUUUCCUUGUGUUUGAUUUUCUUUGAGUGGGCCCCAGUUGUGGCUAACAAUCUCGAAUCGUGGUUGCCAUGGUGAUCAUAUUUGACAGUUACCUUUGUUGAUUUAUUGACAGAUGCAUUAAUUUUUUUCCCUGUUAAGUUUUUUUUACACGUUCCAAAGUGUUUAUUUGAAUGAAUGUUUCUGGUAUUUGAAGAGGUUUUCUCAAAGGUAGUUUUCCUCAGUGAGUUCGCUUGGUAAUCAGUUAAAAUGUCGGCCAACGCUCAAACCAACGGCAAGAAGAGCUCAAACAGUUCAACCGUGAACACCCCAGCCAGCACUCCGGUGACAAAUGGCAAUUCGCAAACCAUCUCCCAGAGCACCCCUCCGCCUCCGAACAACAACGCCCCCAAAUACGGCACCCUUGUCCCUAACCGAAUCUUUGUCGGCGGCAUCUCCGCCAACACCACCGAAGGCGAACUUUUGCAACUAUUUAGCAGUUACGGCACUGUAAAAGCGGCCAAAAUCAUCCAAGAUAGAGCCGGCGUCUCCAAAGGUUACGGUUUCAUAACAUUCGAAAGCGAAGACGAUGCUAAACGUCCCCUGAAAGACGCCGAUAAUAUCGUCCUCAAGGAAAGAAAGUUAAACAUUGCCCCAGCCAUCAAGAAACAACCGUUCAACAGGGCCUUUGACGCUGCCAGUCCGUCAACUGUCGCACCAGGGAACACGGCACAGUACUUUUUCCCACCCAGUGCCGGGGUGCCCUAUUUUCAAGGGGGCGUCACUUAUUAUCAACAGCCGCCGACAGCCCCGGGGGAUCCCAACUCGCAGACCACCGUCUAUCAGGCUCCUCCCGUAUAUCCGGCUCAAACCGGACAACCGCAAGCCCCAACUUACCCACCGAUGAUGUUCCCUCCUCACAUUUACAUGCCACAGCAGUACGCCAUGCCACCGAUGCCGUACGAGUACAACUACUACCCUAACAACGGAGGAGCCCAAUAUUUGGUCGGCGGUCAGAAUGGCGGUCCCGGAAACGGAUCAGGCGGAAACUCUCAGGGCGGUCCUCCAAUGCCGCCAUCGAACAGCCCCCCACGACCGCCUUGUUACAACGCCCAAUUACCACCCUAUACACCGGACCCAGUAUACUACAACAUGCCAGUAUACGGGGGUCCGGUCGAGGGCACAGCCGUCUAUCCCGAAGGUUUGGACAUGUCCAACGGCGUUUAUCCUGAGGUUAGUCAGAUAUUAGGCGAGUUUUUGCACGGAUUUGACGGCACGGAUGUGCAGGGCCCCUACCCUGUGGCCGACUCCACCCAAGACAUAAACGACACCGCCUCUGUCACACCUAUCGUCGACCACGCCCCAUUAUACGAACAUGAAACGAACGACGCCGAUAACAGCCGACAAAGUAAAACGCCGGUCGUGUCGCUGCUGUCGAUGGAACAACAUCAAGAGAAAGAUUUCGUUUCGAUGCAAGGCGGACGACGCGUUAAACCUCAACCACUCCCACCACCACCACAACAACAACAACAACCAAUUGUAAUACCGCACUUUGCUCAGAAUCAAGCCCCGCCACCUAUGUAUUACAAUUUCAACGGACCGCCCGUACGAUCUCAAAUCCCGUCUUACAACAACAAUAAUAAUAAAACGGCGAACGGUUAUCGUAAACCGCGCACUUUUAACUCCGCCUCCAAUACCGCCGCGACGCGAAAAUACGAUUUGAAUCGAACCAAUGAUAAUUCGUCGAGGUCGAGUCUUCGGACCGAUUCGAAUUCGUCGGCGAAUGCCGUCGUUGAUGAAAAUAAAAACGAGGAGAAACAAUCAACGAAUAGUUUUCACAUGUAUAACCCAUGUUCGAGGACGUAUCAGAAUUCGCUAGGACGACGUAUGAACAACAAGAAGGAUAUGUUGGACAACAACAACAAACCUAAAAGUAAUUUUGUUGUUCAAUCACAGCAACAACAGCUGAGGAAUAACGGCCAGCAGAGUUAUGUGAUGACGACAGCGGCAGCUGCGACGGCGUCUGCAGCGUCGGUGGUGAGGAGGAAUAAAAGAUCGACGCGUCGGAACGUCGGUCAAUCGGGAGGAUCGCUGAGCGAGAUCGGCGCCGGUGACGCCCCACUAGCCAACAACGAUGUUACAGAUACCUGUAAAAAAAUGGAAACACUGAAAAUGUGAUUAAAACGAGGUUUGUUGUUGACACUUAAGAAAGGGAUAAUUUAUUUAUUAAAAAAAAUGUUUGCUUGUAUAUAAAAAACACAAAAAAAUAAUAAUAAAAAUGCAAUAUUAUUUAAAUAAUCGACAAUAUUGUUAUUAAUACAAAAGUGAGAUGAAGCCCGUUUAGCAUUGGACUUUAUUAUUAUUCCUAGAUUAGGUUCUUUUGUAGAUAAAAGAAGAGAGAAAAAACUAAGUCCUACACAUAUUUUUAACAAGUAAUUGUUAUUUAAUGUCUAAGGAUGUGUAUAAAUUAGUUUAGUUUUGAUUAUUUUCUAAACUCGAUGACUUAUUCGCAACAAUCGUAUAUUUAGUCGAGGGGAAAAUGUGUCCUAUUUUGAAUUCAGAAGGUGUUGUUUGGUCGUCGGGACUGAACAAGUUUAUGCCUUAUUUCCUCUCAACUAUACGUUCUAUAGGUUAGUUUUUGAUAUUGUUUUUUCCCCCUUCGAAAACAGUCUUUACAAUUGACUUUAAAAUCAAAGUGAGAUUUUUGCUCAAAAAGGCUGCCAUCGGUUUUUAGUCCAAAUCGAGUGAAUCUAUCGGCUCUCUAAAAACAUAUUUGCGUUGUAUUUCUUUCCCUUGAUAUUCUGUUUUGUUGUUUGUUAGUCUCGGAAUAUUUCAAUUUUAGGCUGUGACGUUAAAUUGUUAAAUUUGUAGUUAUUUCAUCGAAAUUCAAAAUUUUUUACGGGACAGAUUGUUAAAAAUCAAAAACUUACACAAAAUGUUUCAAAAGAGCCUAAAAUUUGUUAUAACUAAAUGAUUUUUUUCCAAAGAAAGUAUUUUAAGAUUAGUCGUAAGGAUUGUAGCAAUGUAAGAUAGUAAUUUAUUAAGUAGUGUAGAUAUUUAGGUGUCAUAGUUCAUAAAAAAUCGAGAAUUUUUUGGCCAAAACUAAUUACACUAUUUAGUUGAUUAAGAUUGUCGUCAUAAAUUGUUUGUGUUUACCGUUUUGGGUAAGCAAACCAAGUCGUCUUAUUCAAAGUAUAUUAACAAAGUACCUGUCUUAAAUCUAUGCUAAAAAGAAACAAACAAAACAUUUGUAAAUACCUACUAUUUAGUUGAUAUACUUGUUGAUGUUUGGAAAUUUUAUCGAUAAAAGCGUUUUCGUUGCAUUAUUGGCCAACGUAGCUUUUAAUUUUAAAAAAUAGGUUUAGGGAAGAUCACCCAUUGCCCCCCUCACAAAAACAAGAGCAAUAUGUAAACUCUGUCAAUUUUAGUUUGUAUAUAAUAAUCAAAAAACAAGUAAAAAGAAAUGCUCUAAAAACGGUUGUGCAUAAAAAUUGUAGUCGUAAAGUAUUUAGCUGUAGUUUAAAUACACGAUUGAUCGGCGGCUUUCAAUACGCCGAAUACAACAAAAAUACAAACUGAAAUGUGAGCUAUGAUAAGCCAAAUUUUUGUGAUAGCGGCGAAAAAUGUGUUUUUAAAAUUCAAAUUUUCCCAAUGGAAAAUUCAAAUUUUAAAACACAAAUUUCCGACUUAAAAUGUGUGUUCAACAACUUGAAAUCUUGUAGGCAUUAAUUAGACUUGCUUCGGGAGGCUUGCGGCCUCGUUUCAAUAGUUAUAUUAAACAAAACAAAAACGGAAAAAAUUCAAAUAUAGCAUUAUGAAACUAUAAAUGUAAAAUAAAACGCAAUAUUUUAGAAACUAUAUAACUUAAGAAAACAGUGAGAAAUAUUUAUUAAUUACAAUAACAUUAUAAUUAAUUAACUAUUACAUAAGUAUGUACAAAGUAUCUCAGAUAAUAAAUUUAAAUUUAAGAAGA